GACACACACGCGCUUACUAAAAAAAAUAAAAAAAGUAACGAAUAAAAAAUACGUACGAACUACAUACGAAAUUUCGAAGACAGUGAUAGUGGUUUAUUGAUUUUUUUUUAAAUAUUGGAUAGUGUUGUUCAGCGUUUGGUUAAGUCGACAGUUUUAGUUAAUGAAUGAAGUGUACUAGGAAGUUACGUCAUGCAUAGUGUUGUGCUUGCUCCUGCGCUCCGAACGGUGGGCGAUUUGUUAACAAUGAGUGCUCAUUAGAGGGGAAAGGAUGUGGCUAAUGGGCGCAGUGUGCGUGCUGUGCACGUUGCUGCACGCAGUGGAUGCCCAGUGGAGGUGUCCGGGCCUCUCUGCUCGACCGGCCGCGGAGUGCUCGUGCGAUCUCCCACACACCCUGCGAUGUGCCGGCGACCAUACCGCUUUACAGAUCAUCGGCCGUCACCUGCGAGAACAAAAAGCUAGGAAUAAGAACACAGCAGUAUCACUCCUGGAUUGUGCGCUCCGAGGAGUAUCAGUGCUGUCCUCCUCAUCAGUGUCAGAACUGGCUGGAGUUGGGCUGCAUGGGCUGGUGAUAUCUUCUGGAGAUAUUAGGAGAGUACAGCAAGGAGCGUUUAGUACUGUCGCUGGUAGUCUGUUUGCUUUGGGUCUUCCAAAUAACCAAUUGUCAGUGGUACCAACUGAAGCAUUGACCAGACUAUGGAACCUCGAUCGCUUAGAUUUAUCAAAUAACAAAAUACACACAUUAGACGCUAAUUCAUUUAAGGGUGUCAAGAAUUUGACAUAUUUGGAUCUAAGUGAUAAUCAGUUGACUGAUAUAUUGGAAGGAGCAUUUGUACCGCUGGUAAAACUCAGUGUUUUGAGGCUAAGAGGGAAUCUACUGAAAGUACCAACCCUGGUUACAUUGAAGGAGGCUCACAUGUUAAGGGAUCUAGAUUUAUCCAGCAAUGCACUGGAAGGACCUCUGGGUCCAUCCACAGUGCCCACACUGACGGCCCUCAAUACGCUUCAGUUAUCAGAUAAUACUUUUGCAAGCAUACGACGAGGCGCUUUGUCGGGUCUUACAAACUUAACUCAUUUGAAGUUGCACAACAACCAGAUAGACGUACUGGAGGACUAUGCGUUCAAACACAUCGCCAACUUGACGCACCUGGAUUUGUCUCACAAUGAGAUCGUGGCUGUUUCGGGAGCAUCUCUAGCACAGCUAACGAACUUGAUACACCUGGACCUAUCCCACAACUUCCUCCGUUCCCUCUCUGCUGAGCCUCUGAAGUCUCUUCGACAACUGACCGAGUUACUACUCCAUGAUAACGAUAUCUCGAUGAUAGAUGACGAGGCUUUGGCGCUGCACAAGGAUCUGGGCCGGUUCACCAUCGAAGAUAAUCCCCUUAAUUGCGAUUGCCUAAUGGCCGGAUUCGCAAGGUGGUUGAGGGAGGCAAAAAACCUGCCCCAAACAGAUAAAUCUGCUGCCGUGUGUGCUACCCCGCCGCAUUUAGAAGGCGCUCUACUAUCUAGAUUGUCGAAAAACAAACUAUGUGACGACGAGCAUGCAGACAAACAGAAAGACACGAAUUAUGAUCUUAACAAAGUACCGCGUGGCGAAGUACUAGCUAAUUCUAUCGUGGAUGAUUAUAAAGUUACUGUUGAUGAUAAAGCUGAUGUCUAUGUUGAUAAGCAAGAAGGUUUAGAUGAUGAUUUGUACGAUGAAGAGUUGGAUAUGCCUGAUGAAGAGGAUCUGCCGAUAUCUGAUGCUAAGGUACAUUUAAUAGACGCAUGGUACGAUGACGAAGAAGUCCAUUUAUCCUGGGUAGUGGAUCCUCUAUCAGCUAACCGGUAUAGAUGUACUGGAGUAACGGCUUCGAGAGCUGGUGGUCUACCAAAGCAUGUAGCCUGUCAUAGAGCUACUCCAUCCAAUGUGGUGCUUCGAGGACUGAAGAUUGAUGCUGUUGAUCCUUACACGUUCUGUAUAGCAUUGGAAGAAAUGGACAGUUCUGACGUGCCUCUCUCCUUGGUAUUGGGUUGCGGUGCCCCAAUGCAAGUGAGACAGCGAGCCACAUUUGCUACGGUCGUCCCUAUAGUCGUCACUCGAGCCCCUGACAGUAAUCCUUUAAGGGUUUCGGAAGUCCGAUCAAACGUAACGAGUGAAGGAGUCCUAACAGUUCUCAUAUCAGUGUUGGGUCUUUCGCAAAGACCACAAUACGUCUUACCUCGCUCCCAAAGACUAUCAAAUGACGUUCGACCAAUCAACAACUGCUACAUCGUCUUGGCUGUUCUAUCAAGAGGCUCAUUAGUCGCCCAGAAGGAUACUCCAUGCCAAUCUACCCUCGAAAUAUCCAUGGAAGGCUUCAUCAGAGGACCUUAUGAAGUAUUUACGUUAUGCGAGGUAACCCGUGAACUACUGAAGAAUAAAUCAUUUGACAGGACUUUUGUUAGCAAUUGGGUAUGCCUAAUAGAACAGGAGAGUGGGAGAAACACUUCAGCUUUAACCGUAAAGAGUCCUAGAAGACAGUACUAUGGAUUGUUCCAAAUAGGAAAGGAAUGGUGCAAAGAAGGCAGUAAAGGUGGGAAGUGCAACAUUGCUUGCGAAGCUCUACGAGAUGAAAACAUAAUGGACGAUAGUGUCUGCGCAUUGCAGGUGUUCGAACAGGAAGGAUUCAAGUACUGGACGAAAUGGGCAGCCAGGUGCAAGGGGCAAUCGUUGCCUGAUAUUGAAAAGUGUCCAGAUUGGGUGCACCCACCAGAAUUAAGAGGCAAGAGAAGUAUCAGACCAGAAGAUUUAGAAGAAGAUUCUGAUUAAUGAGCUAAUCUUUUUAGACUGUGGUUCUUAAAGUAGUUUGUUAAUAUAGACUGUGUGUGUAUUUAGUUUGAAUGGUAUAGAAAGGUAGGCGUCCACAGGCCCGCAUCGUACGCAUCGUAUGUAUGCCGUAAGACGUCAUCAGUAUGCAUCGCAAGUAAGCAUUGCUGAUGAUGCGGUCCGUACGAUGCGAUGGACGCAGUUGUAUGAGUAAAACUAAAAUGCGUUGCGUGUGAAGCGUGCGAUGCGUACGAUGCGGGCCUAUGGACGCCUACCUUUCUAUACCAUUCAAACUAAAUACACACACAGUCUAUAUUAACAAACUACUUUAAGAACCACAGUCGUACCUUAAGUAUGAAAGGCCCGUACAAUCCGUACAUGUAUAAUUUGUUUGAAAUAUUGUUAUGUGAGGAUGUGUGUAUGUGAGUGACUGCACAAAUUAAUCAAUUAAGAUCUUGCCACAAAUAAAAAAAAAAUAUAGAUAGAUAGGCUCAUAGGUUUACCCUAGAGUUGAAGUUGAACAAAAUAAACUGUAUUUGUAAUAGAACUUUUAUAUUCGUGAUGUGAGUACAGGUUUUUGUAAAUUGUUAUUCAUUUAAAUAAACUACGUUUUAAACAAAUUAA
Spodoptera frugiperda (fall armyworm) is the source of this 3412-nucleotide messenger RNA. RefSeq names its product slit homolog 3 protein (gene Lrt). The transcript is spliced from 18 exons. The coding region runs from base 269 to 2791 and encodes 840 amino acids. The record is from RefSeq and is a predicted model, not a curated record. Gene Ontology annotation, molecular function: protein binding. Lineage: Eukaryota; Metazoa; Arthropoda; Insecta; Lepidoptera; Noctuidae.